GUUGGGACGCCGCGCCUUCAAGCACCGUUUCCCCGGCAACGGGGCCUGGGCGGCGUGUGAUUUGAGGGAGUCGGAUUCUUGGGUUAAAGUGAUGCCCCGGCCUAGUGACACUCUCUGGGAUAUAGCUGUGGCUCAAGUUUCAAAGAAAAACGAGGAGAAGGAAAAUGAAGAAGACCUGGAAGUCAAGGAAAGAUCUGUAUUCUUUUUGGGAAAUAAAAGUGGGGGAAAAACUACAAUUAUACUUCGAUUUCUUGACAGGGAUGAAAUCCCGAAGCCUACCUUAGCUUUGGAAUAUACUUUUGGAAGAAGAGCAAAAGGACAUAAUACUCCAAAGGACAUUGCUCAUUUUUGGGAACUAGGUGGUGGAACAUCAUUAUCUGAUCUUGCUCAGAUUCCAAUUACCAUUGACAGCAUAAGGACCCUUUCUAUUAUUUUGGUUCUGGACCUUUCCAAGCCCAAUGACCUAUGGCUAAGCAUGGAGAAAUUGCUGGAUGUGACAAAAAUCCAUAUUAACACAACAAUAAAUGAACUGGGCAAGAAAGAUUCUAUAAAUGUAAAUGACUUCAAGCAAAGGACCUGGAAAACAUUGCAGAGGAAUCACCCGGAUUGGGAACUAAUUGAUCCAUUUCCCAUUCCUCUUGUUAUAAUUGGGAGCAAAUAUGAUAUAUUUCAGGAUUUUGAAUCUGAAAAGAGGAAAGUAAUCUGCAAAACACUGCGCUUUGUGGCUCAUUAUUAUGGAGCUUCAUUGUUGUUUUUCAGCAAUAAAGUGGAAAACACAAUAUCUAAAUUGCGGACAAUCCUAAAUCAUUUGGCGUUUGGCACUGACAGAAGCAAAACAGUAUCUGUUGAGCACAAUAAGCCACUGUUUGUUCCAGCUGGUCUGGAUUCACUGAGUCUGAUUGGGCCUCCACCAGCUUCUGAAAUUGACUUGGGGAAGAUAAAUGCACGAAAUCCUAUUGAUCUAUGGAAGAAAGUUUAUGAGAGACUGUUUCCAUCUGAGAAUACCAGUGAACUGAAAUAUGUGGAAGAUCCCGCUAAGAACUCACAGUAUGCUGAACCUGAAGUGGACGCAAUGAGGACACAAAAGGAUCAGUUACUUCAUUUCACUUUGGAAGUUAGUCAUUUCAAGUGCUGCAUUUCAACUUCAAAGGUACAGAUUUAAUUUUUUUUGUCUGCUAAGGAACGCCCUACAGAACCAUACAUGAAAUCGAACUCUCAAUUUUCAGGAAUGCAAUCCCAACUUGCAUACUUUGAAGAGAGAGUCUUUUUUUCCAAAACUGUUUACUUGAUUUACCACUGUUGCUCUCUAAUAUUGUCUGCUAUGGUGCAUGUGUCUGUCAGAGCUGUGUCAGAUUUCACUAAGAUAAGUAAAUUGACUUGGCUUUGAUUAGGUAUAACACUGCUGUACAAGAAACCAAAGGGACUUCCUUGUGUCCUUUUGUAACCCAUUGCAUUAUCUCUUUGUAAUCCAUUAAAUGAAUUGUGUGUUUAACAGUGUACAUUAAUUUACAAGAAAAAUGCAACAUACAACCAGAUUGUAAAACAAGAUUCAUAGCUUUGAUAGAUCUAUAUCUGUCAGUGCUAUUUUCUAGAAUACUGAGAUAAGAAUGUAAUCUUCAGUUUUGAUAGAAAGUAGGAACAUGUACAUGAGACUUGAAAACUUCAUAUCAACAUUUAUUUCUGGCUAGAUUUAAGAUACAUCACUUAAACAAGUAUUUCAGCUUUAAUCCAGGAUCCAAAUUUGCUUAUAGUAAGAUCCUUCUUUCUAAAAGUACGACAAGAUGAUAAGAUGUAGAAGUAGGCAUUAAGUCCAUUGACUCUAGUCUACUGUUCAACAAAGAUUCUCAACUCCAUCUUCCUGUCUUUGUCCCAUAACUCUUGACAUAUUAUUGCUUAUUUCUUGCUUAUUCCCAUACUUUUGAGAUUUCAAGUGUAUUUAACUAGGCUACUGUAGUCAUUUUGAAAUUAUAUGAUGCAGGUUUAGAAUACAUUCUUAUUGUUUGAGAUCUAGGGGACUGAAGUAGAAAAACAACGUUUAACUUGAAUUUUAAGCAUUAUGAAGGCAAAAUGUGAUUUUUAAUUUCAUUUUAUAUUUGUUCUGUAUGUGUACCAGGGUGCCUAAGACACAAACCGAGUCACACAAAAAGUCAUAAUAGUCCAGAAGAAGGCAGGCAUUGUGUAGAUUCAGUCAGAGAAGAGAUCCUUAACAGCAGUAAUGUGUUAUUAGCUUCUGAUGCAGUUAGGACUGAGUGGGGUAGGAAGUGGGGGGAAUUACUGAGUUGCCCAGAAGAAAACUCUGGAAGCAAAAGGCUGUGAGGAAAGGCAUCCUACAAUUGUUGAAGAUAUGAGUUUAAAGAACCAUAUCUGGUCAAAUAUGAGCUGACUUAGCAGCUAGUUUAGGGGUCUCAGGAAUGUAAACUGAAAAUAGAGCAUUGAAUUAAUGCAGAAAUUUGCUUAAAUUAAACUGAUUUAAAGCAGUGUCAGCUGAACAAUGAUCUUUAGUGUAAAGUCAGGUCUGCCAUUCUAUUGAUGUUUGAGUAUCUAUAAAAUUAUUGUGGGUAUAAAAGGUUGAAUAUUUCUGGUACUUGUGUUAGGAAUGUUUUGAAUAGUUGUUCUAUAGUGUAACAUAGCCAGUGAUGUUCAAUAUCAUGUAAUAAACUUAUGUUAUUUUGUUAAAGUACUUUGGUCACUUGUGAACAGGUUCAGUGCCUGGCUACUACAGUAAACACAAAGAAAACAGGACUUACAGUCUGUCUCUUAAUCUAGUUACAUUUGCUUUAGGAUUUCAUGCACUACCUGUUCCUAUGUCACAGCCACUUCAGUUGCCAACCUAGACUGGGAUCAUGCUAGGCAUCCAGUUCAGAGAGCCUACUAGUACCUGUAAAAUCCCUACAAGGCCUCUUCUUGUUGAGCUUGUUGGGUAUGAGUUCCCUUUGUAACAGGUAAAGGCCUGCCUGGCUGGAACACAUCACCUGAGACUUUUAUAAAGCAUACCCAAGGGGCUUUCAUGGCACAGUGGUAGUGUCCCUGUUAAUAGACUAGAAGGCCUGAAUUCAGGUCCCACUUGCUUCAGAGGUGUGUAAUGAUAUCAGUGAACAGGGCGUUUGGAAAUAAAACACAGUCCCAACUUGGUGGUGGAGAAGUCACUCAGUUAUGCAUAAAAGCUAACUGCCCUCUUCGGCUACGACUGUGUCCGUGUGCCCUAAAAGAGGGAGCACGUGGUGUCCACCACUAUUAUCGAUGACUUUAAAAACAGGUAACACCACAGUGCUUUAUCUCCCUAUCCAACUUCAUUUUGAUGAGCUCUUUUCCCCUUUCCCUACAUCCCCUUCAUUUUUGAUAGUUUGCAUUGCUGUCAGCGGGACUUUGCAUGUAAUUAUGCAAAUAGGGGAGGCAAUGGCCUAGCAGUAUUAUCGUCAGACUGUCAAUCCAGAGACCCAGAUAAUAUUCUGGAGACCCCGUUCAAAUCCCACCUCGGCAGGUGGUGGAAUUUGAAUUCAUGAAAUAUCUGGGAUUAAGGAUCUAACGAUGCCCAUCAAUCCAUUGUCGAUUGUUAGAAAAACCCAUCUGGUUUACUAAUGUCCUUUAGGGAAGGAAACUGCCAUUCUUACCUGGUCUUGCCUACAUGUGACUCCAGAUCCACAAUGAUGUGGUUGAAUCUGAACUGCCCUCUAGGCAGUUUGGGGUGGGCAUUAAAUGCUGCCAAGCCAGCAUCACCCUCCUCUCAUUAAUGAAUAAAGGAAUAGCUACAUGAUUGAUUUACUUGUAGCGGUUAGUAUUUAAAAACAAAAUAAUGUCACAGCGAUUCAGUAAUGGGGACGGUCAAGGAACUGUGCAGUUGUUUAAGAGCACUUCUGGAUACCAAAAAUAAAGCAGAAUCAAUGGAUGGGGUUGUUUCUACUGCCUGCCCCUCUUCUGCGGCUACGUUCAUGCUCCGGUAUACGGCGGCACGGUGGCUCUUUGGUUUGCACUGCAGCCUCACAGCGCCAGGGACCCAGGUUCAAUUCCAACCUCGGGCGACUGUGUGGAGUUUGCACAUUCUCCCCGUGUCUGUGUGGGUUUCCUCCGGGUGCUCCGGUUUCCUCCCACAGUCCAAAGAUGUGCAUGCUAGCUGGAUUGGCCAUGCUAAAUUGCCCAUAGUGUUCAGGGGUGU
Messenger RNA from Stegostoma tigrinum, 4153 nucleotides. It is a transcript of the gene dync2li1, whose product is annotated as dynein, cytoplasmic 2, light intermediate chain 1. Lineage: Eukaryota; Metazoa; Chordata; Chondrichthyes; Orectolobiformes; Stegostomatidae. The record is from RefSeq and is a predicted model, not a curated record. Gene Ontology annotation, biological process: intraciliary retrograde transport; intraciliary transport involved in cilium assembly. Gene Ontology annotation, molecular function: dynein heavy chain binding. The transcript has 13 exons. Gene Ontology annotation, cellular component: ciliary basal body; cytoplasmic dynein complex; axoneme. Bases 92 to 1162 code for a protein of 356 amino acids.